AUGGGAGAGGCAUUACCUCUGUUUGACGACGAUCUCAAUUGUAUUCUCACAGUCGUCGGUCAUUCGCUCGCCUCAGGCACAAGAGAAGCCUAUGGAUCCGGACUGUUAGUAUAUCACGUAUUCUGUGAUGCUAGAGGAGUACCUGAGAAUCAACGGGGGCUGGUGUCUUCGCUAUUACUGUUAAGUUUCAUCGCGACGUGCAUGGGGAUGUAUUCUGGGAAAACGUUGGAGAAUUAUUUGUAUGGGGUAAGAGCAUGGCAUGUCCUACACGGACUUGCUUGGUUGGGGGGUUCUGAAGAGAUAAUGUCUGCUCUAGAAGGUGCCUCAUGUUUAGCUCCUCCUCACUCCAAACGUCCCAAAUGCCACCCUUUUACACUCGCGAUCAUCCUCAGACUGCGCUCGGCGCUGGAUCUCACAGUUCCUCUUGAUGUUGCUGUAUACGCAUGCUUAGUAACAUCCUUCUUCACACUUGCACGUCUAGGCGAAUUAACCGUACGAUCCUUGAGCGCCUUUGAUCCAUCACUGUACACCACAGUCUCAGACGUGUGUUUCACCGAAGACUGCCACAGUUUGAAGGUCACCAUAAUUCGACUACCUCGUUCGAAGAUGUCGCCUUCGGGAUAA
Molecule: messenger RNA, 624 nt
Organism: Suillus fuscotomentosus
Lineage: Eukaryota; Fungi; Basidiomycota; Agaricomycetes; Boletales; Suillaceae
Exons: 1
Coding region: 1-624 (207 amino acids)
Source: RefSeq, a predicted model, not a curated record